AUGUAUAUGCUUAUAUAUGUCGACGACAUUGUUGUGGCCAGCUCAUCCGAUGACGCCGUUAGCAAGUUGAUCGGUGACUUACAACAAGAUUUUGCACUAAAGGACUUGGGUGAUCUUCAUUAUUUCCUUGGUGUUGAGGUUCGGAAGCAAAAGGGUGGUGUGAUUCUUUGUCAAUCAAAAUACAUCAUUGACUUGCUUGCUCGCACCGGAAUGGCUCAGUGUAAGGAAGUCAUUUUUGCAAGUGAGAAGCUAAUAAAAGGAACCAAGAAGGAGCUUUCAGCUGAGGAUAUCACUCGAUAUCAGAGUACAGUUGGGGCGCUUCAGUACUUGAACUUGACAAGACCCGACAUAACCUUUCCAGUAAACAAGGUGUAUCAAUUCAUGCAAGCGCCUACUGAAGAACACUGGUCAGCCGUGAAGAUGAUUCUUCAUUACCUCAAGUACACAGAGGAGACUGGGCUUCAGUUCCACAAGUCUUCCUCCUCAUUCAUCAGCGCAUUUUCAGAUGCUGAUUGGGCCUAG
Molecule: messenger RNA, 522 nt
Organism: Phragmites australis (common reed)
Lineage: Eukaryota; Viridiplantae; Streptophyta; Magnoliopsida; Poales; Poaceae
Exons: 1
Coding region: 1-522 (173 amino acids)
Source: RefSeq, a predicted model, not a curated record